Messenger RNA from Sphaeramia orbicularis (orbiculate cardinalfish), 2217 nucleotides. RefSeq names its product oxidoreductase NAD-binding domain containing 1 (gene oxnad1). Gene Ontology annotation, cellular component: mitochondrion. NCBI's taxonomy places the organism in Eukaryota, Metazoa, Chordata, Actinopteri, Kurtiformes, Apogonidae. Gene Ontology annotation, molecular function: oxidoreductase activity. The coding region runs from base 170 to 1090 and encodes 306 amino acids. The record is from RefSeq and is a predicted model, not a curated record. The transcript is spliced from 8 exons.
AAGGCGAACGCAUCACUUGUGUAAUGUAAUGUUUAAAUAAGCAAGGUUAUCAUCGCAGAAGCGCAAGAGGACAGAAUGAAUAGGAUUUGACUAGAAUAAGUUGUCAUCUCAUUUCGGCGUGAAAACGACACCGGCUGCCUGUUGUCUUCUUCGGUGGCCCAAGGUCGCGAUGAGGGUCCCGGGUAUCCUCAUAUCAACCCUCCGAAGCUUCAGCCUGCCGACCCCCGGAGCUGGUCUGGUCCGAACCCGGAUGCUGGGCUCCUUCACCAGGUGUAUGUCCUCAAAAAGAAAAAUGGACCAUCUUGAGAGGACAGCAAGUAACUACAGACAAAAUGCUCUGUAUCCAGCUGAAGUAUGUGGCAUGAUAAAUGAGUCAGAGACAGUGAAACGACUGAGAAUAGCCGUACACCCAGACUUCAGCUUUAAAGCAGGACAGUGGGUGGAUUUCUUCAUUCCUGGGAUGGAGACAGUGGGGGGUUUCUCCAUGUGCUCCAACCCGGGUUUACUGCAGAGAGAGGGCGUCAUUGAAUUGGCUGUCAAAUACACCACACACCCCCCAGCACACUGGAUUCACACCAUGUGUGCACUGGGCUCCCGUGUGGACUUGCGCGUCGGUGGAAACUUCUUCUUUGACCCCUCACCUGCUGAGCCCUCGGUGGAUUUGCUGCUCGUGGCCGGUGGCGUAGGGAUCAACCCUCUGUACUCCAUUCUGUUGCACUCCAGUGAUCUGCUGCGCCUUAACCGGACCGCCGGUGGGCAGGGCUACAACAUCGGAUCUGUCCAUAUAUGUUACAGCGCCAAAAACAUCCAGGAGCUGCUUUUCAAGCACUCCAUCAUAGAGGUGUGUCAGGAGUUCCCUGACAAGUUCUCCUGUGGUUUCCAUGUCACGCAGAGCACAGAUGUUGACCAACACCUCCAGCCAUUUGUCAACUGUGGGAGAAUAACACCAGCUGAGCUGCAGGCUCAUGUAGAUCCAAAGAGGACUUUGUGUUACCUAUGUGGGCCCCCACCCAUGAUUGAAGCCUUUUCCCAAACCCUCAUGGACCUGGGGCUCCCAAAAGACAGAAUCCUCUUUGAGAAGUGGUGGUAAAGCCCAGAAUUCAGCGUGGUUGUCUGUUCCCAGCCCAUGCUCCUUUUUGUGGUCCUCAGGGGGAGGAUGUAUGGGGUGUGGCAAGAAUGGAAAGCAACUGAAAUAUUCCAACCAUGUGGAUAUUAGUGUCAGGGCUCAAAUAGAUGAGGAGAAUUCCACCUCCAGUCCCUCCUGCUGCAACCUGUGCCUGAUCUGCAAUGCACCGCUGGGACCGCCCACUCUUCAGCGAGCAGCCGACUCACAAAGACAACAGAGAUGAUUUUUAUCAUCGAAAAACAAAGACCAAGCAGACUGUAAAAUCACUGACUUUAGGCAACCUCAUCCUCAGAUUAGUCUCACAGCAAAUGUGCAACUCCGGUGUUCCCUACAUGUGUUACUGACGCGUUUUGGCACAAAUGUUACACAUCGUCAAGUCCAAUUCCAUUUCCAACUUCAACAUGCUCGACUGAGGUGCUUCAUUAAGCAUAGUGACAAGCAAUGUUUUCUUUUAAGUGCAGAUUUUUAGUUUUAGUCUCAUCUAACAUCUGUUUACACACUUACUCACCAGUGCAAAUGUGUCUUAAAGGCUUUAGGACAUGCUGCUGUUCGUGGAUCAGUGCAAACAGUAUCUGUUAUUUUAUACCAUACAGACUUUUAAUGAACUCAUUUUUUUCCCAAAUUCUUACAAGUAUGUUAUUUAUACUUAAUAACUCUGAACUAUUUAUUUACAGAAUUUAAGGUUUUAAAGUUGAGCUCAUGUGGGUUACAUUGCAGUGAUUGCUUUUCUCCUUUUACUGAUAUGCAAACUUCACUGAGUGUAUUUUCACACAUAUUGGAGUGUGUUCCUGCCUGUUUUACUCCUCGACUCAUGCAUACAAUCUGCCUCUCACAUGCACAUGCUACAUAAACGGUUUCUCAUCCCAGGGUGGAGAGAGUAUCCCAUGGUGCACUGUAAUGGAACCUCCAGGUGGUCUCUGAUUGGCUUGGAUCGUUGAAUAUCCCUCAGAGAUAGAUGCAAGUUUCUUGUCGUCGUCUCUCAGUGGGGGUUAUACUCAUUUUUGAGUUGUUUCUCUGCUUUUUCCUGUUAUGAGGAAAAGUGUUUAUGCCAGUAACAGGAGAUUUGAAGGAAAUAAAGGAAAUUGAGUCAA